AUGAUGAUGAUAAUGGGGAGAAGGUGUGAAGACUGUGGGAAUCAAGCCAAGAAAGAGUGUGUGUAUAUGAGAUGCAGAACUUGCUGCAAAACAAAAUCCUUUCAUUGCCAAACUCACAUCAAGAGCACUUGGGUUCCUGCCUACAGAAGAUCCCAAAAACAACAAUUGCAAACGCAAACGCAACCGCAUCAGAAAGGGCUCGCUACGAUUAACCCUAAACGUCUCAGAGAACAACACCCAUCUUCGUCCCCUUCAUCAUUAGGUGUAAGAAUCCACACUAGUACAAGACAUUUUCCAGCGGAGUUGAGUUCCCUAGCCGAUUUUCGAUGCGUAAAGGUGAGUUCAAUCGACGACGGAAAAGAACAAUACGCUUAUCAGACGACGGUGAACAUUGGAGGACACGUUUUCAGAGGCAUUCGUCACGAUCAAGGCCUUGAGAGAGUGGUGGUUGAUCAUCAAUCUACUCAUCAUCUUCAUAAUAAGCAUCAUGAUCAAGGAUUACUACCUCCUUCAAGUUCGCCAUGUCCCUUGAUGAUAACUAGUCCUUUUACUGAUUUCAUGUCCGGUACCCGAUUUUCUCCUAAUCAAAAGUCUUAA
Brassica oleracea var. oleracea is the source of this 597-nucleotide messenger RNA. RefSeq names its product protein SHI RELATED SEQUENCE 3-like. Gene Ontology annotation, biological process: positive regulation of DNA-templated transcription. NCBI's taxonomy places the organism in Eukaryota, Viridiplantae, Streptophyta, Magnoliopsida, Brassicales, Brassicaceae. The transcript is spliced from 2 exons. Gene Ontology annotation, molecular function: DNA binding; DNA-binding transcription factor activity. The record is from RefSeq and is a predicted model, not a curated record. Bases 1 to 597 code for a protein of 198 amino acids. Gene Ontology annotation, cellular component: nucleus.